Messenger RNA from Podarcis lilfordi (Lilford's wall lizard), 20564 nucleotides. The record is from the annotation of a GenBank genome assembly. Lineage: Eukaryota; Metazoa; Chordata; Lepidosauria; Squamata; Lacertidae.
CCUGAACGUCCGAUGGGACUUCCGCAGCUUCUGAUUGGCUGCAGGAGCUUUCUGCAGCCAAUCAGAAGCCAUGCUUUGGUUUCUGAAUGUUUUGGAAGUCGAACGGGCUUCCGGAAUGGAUUCUGUUUGACUUCCAAGGUAUGACUGUACAACCUUUAGAAGACAUCUGAAGGCAGUCCUGUAUUGGAAAGGUUUUAAUGUUCGAUGUUAUAUUAUGUUUUUAUACAUGCUGGAAGCUACCCAGGUGGCUGGGGUAUUAUUGUUGCUGUUGUUAUGAUGAUGAAAUUCCUUCAGAACAAUUUAUGGCUAUGUGUCUCUGCACAUAAUGAAUGUGGGCAGCUUGUGUUUUCAUAUUGUAAGCCUGAUUUUUACCUACUACAUAUUUUUUCUCAAGCUGACCUCCAUUUUUUGAUGCCACAGUUUUACAUGCUGAAGUGACCAUCUGCAUACUUUAGCCCCAGGUAAAUGACAAAGCGCCAGGGUCUUUGUCUAGUCACAGAUUGGUGAUCACCAGUAUUAAUAGAUAGGAUUAGCAAAUGCAAGCAGGCCAGCAGGCUGCAAAGCUGCUACUUGUCGCCUUAGAUUCCCCUCUGCCUUAUCAGUCUCGGGGCUCCAUAGAAAGAGAGCGAUCAGAGGUUUCAGGACAGCAGAGGUCGGUUUCUUUCUCUUUGCACCAGGACCUGGGUCAGAAACUACAGAAAAUGUCUUUUCAGAGUUCCCCUCAGGCACCAUGGAGAAACAACAAUAUCUCCUUUUUGAACAAAGACGCUCCUGUCUCAGAACAAGGAGAGAAGAUCAUUGGCUUCUAUCUACUGGCUCUGGGUAUGUAUAUGGAUUUAUGCAUUAAGCAUGCCUGCAAAAUUCACAGGGACUUCUGUUGAGCCUAAUUAGUUGCAGCUCUUAUUGAAACAGAACAGCGGUGCAUUUUUACUAAAGAAAACAUUGAAACAUUUGGAAGCGGGAAGACAAUAUUGUUAAGUCCAGGUAAGAUGAAAUACUGGACUUUAACUGGAUUAGCUCCCAUUCAUUUCAAAUGGAAUUAAAAUGGCUUGAGUCCAAAUACUUGGGGUUAACCAGCCUACAUAUAAUCCAAGCUGCUCCUCUACUAAAGUGCAGUUGAAGAUUCUUUGGCAAAGAAAUAAAACGGAUGGGAGAAGAAUCAUGUGCAGAAAUAGAUGACCUCAUAUUAUCCUAGUGAAAUACUGCUGUCACUUAUUUACUGUUCCAAUACUCUACCUCUUGCUAACUAAAAGAUGUAUUUGCUUUGCAUGCUAAAAAUAAUUCAGUUUAUUAAAGUUUGUGUGUGAUGUAUGUAGCUGAUAAUUUCCAAGGUGAUUACUGUGUUAGUCUGUUGCAGCAAAUAUAAAAAUAUUGUGGAACAAUAAAAGACUAAUAAAUUAUGCCAUUUGCCCUAUUAAAUUUGUAAGACUUUAAGCUACUUCUGCAUUCAAAAAAGUAAUCUACACUGUCUAACAUUUACUGUUACAAGCAUUAUUAAACUGUAGACAUUUGAGUACAGAAGUUUGAACAUACUGGCACUGCUGGGCUUACUUAAUAAUAAAACAGCAGUGCUGCAUUCCCCACCCCCUUUAAGAUACUGACCCUGUAAUAUAACAAGCUGGUGAAUAGCUGAGGCCUAUCAUAGGAAUAUCACUGUUCUUAUAGACCCAAUAUUUUAGAGAGUCCUAGUGUCAAGAUUUUAAACAUUUUAAAUAAGCGAGACACUAUCAAGAGUAAGAGCAGAAUCUUCUUAAUUCUUAAUUUUUAAUGCAUUCGAUAUUCCGAAGUUGCUAGAUAACGUUCUACAUCGGUAUUAGUGAACUAAAUAUGUGUUUUCUAAGGCAAUGGUCAAAAUUAUUGAUGCAGUUUCUCCUACAAUUUUAACAUGGGAGGACAGCUGGUUGAAUUGUUCUUUUAUUUUCGACUUUUUCUUUUUUACUUUAGCUGAUUAGAACUUUGUUUUACAUAUGAAUGCAAUAAUUCAAAAUUGAAGUGGUUCUUUUCUGAUAUAGGAGUGCUUUGUUAAAAUUAAUUCACACAGAGAAUGUGAAUACCCAUUGCCCUAACCCAGAGCGUUCCAAACUUUUCAUGUUGGUGACACACUUUUUAGACAUACAUCAUUUCAUGACACAGUAUUUCAGUUUUACUAGCAAACUGGAGGUUAAACUAACCCCUUUCCAGCCCUGGGAGGAGCACGGGAAGCGUUCGCGUGACAGACAUACACACUGCAACUGACACACUAAAGUGUUGGGGCAAACAGUUUGGAAUGCUGUCUCCUAACCUCACCUCUCACCUGUGUUUAGCAGAAGGAGCACCUCCAACACGAUGUAGUGUGUUGUAAACCGCCCAAGAUGUUGGCCUUACUAUGGUAGGAAUAGAUGAAUCUGUCAACUUCAGUUUCCCUCAGUUUCACAUUUUUCUACUCUUCAGUUCUCCCUAUCUCUGCAUCAGUUUGUGAAAUUAAAUUUUAAAAGUCCUCAUGAGACCUGAUCAGCAUUUCACUGCAGAUUUCUCCCAAUAUUCACCUUAUGUAUGCAAUUUUGCCCAAUACAUUUCUGUAUGCAAUAUGUAUAAUGCAUUUUUGUAAACUCUUUUCACUAAUAUAUACAUUUGAUGCACAUUUCCCCAAUAUGUGCAUUUUUGAAAACAGUUUUUGAUCAGAGAACUCCAUUGCCAGAUUCAGAAAGGUACGAGUUUGAAAUACAUUUGUGUAAACCAUUUGGAGGUUUUGAUGAUUAAGUGGUAUAUAAAUCCUGUUAAACAGAUAAAUAAGAAGAAGAUUCUUAUUCUGCAUCCCUGACAGAAUUUUAUAGGAGGUGCUCCCUAAUGUUUAAUCGCCACUGACAACCACCUCUUAGUUUAAAACCCUUUUUUUGUCCUUGUAAUCAUCAGCUGUUAAGUAAUUAGGGCUUUAAGUGUCAUUAGUGCACUAUGUUUGUUUAAAUGUGCUUAAUUGUUGUUCUAGCACAUAACCAGUACUUACUGAAGUAACGAUGUUCUUUGAUUUGUCUUAACUGGAGUUUGGGCAGUUUGCUUGCCUUACGUUGCACAACCACGGUCUUCAUCUUCUUCAGUCUGGAUGGGCAUGUGGAAAACAUAAUGAACUAGAAAGUCAUAAAAAACGAACACAAAAUUAAACCUGAAAGUCUGUAUUUGCUGAUUGUUUGUAUAUGUGUCACUUCCUCUUUAAACAAAAAACAAAGCAGAAUUGUGGAGAAAGAAGAGAAAACCAGAUUCAUAAAAGAGGGCUAGACAAAUUCAUGGAGGAUAAAGCUAUCAGUGACUAUGAGCCACAAUGACUAUCUUUGCCCUGCAGCUUUGGAGGCAGUAUGGCUUUGAAUUCCACUUUCUAGGAACCCCAAGUGAGGAGAGCGCGCUUGUGCUCAGGUCCUGCUUGUGGGCUUCUCAAAGGCAUCUUGUUGGCCACAGUAAGAGCAGGAUGUUGGACUAAAUGGACCUUUGGUCUGAUCAUACCAGGCUUUCCUUGUGUUCUUAAAAUUAUCUUCAGAUAAACUCAAGGAUGCCCAAUUCAAAAAAGGAAAGGGAAAUGGUUACAUGUCCAGUGGGUUGAAAGCCUCUUGAUAAACAGAUGGUCCCCAUCUGCAGAUUGAUGUUGCAGAGUAAGAGUGGGGAACCUCCAGCCUGGGUGCAGGAUGCAGCCCUUCAGGCCUCCUCAUCCAGCCCUUCCUUGUCCAUGCCACAGUCCUCACUGGCCCCGCUCUGUGCUCUCUUAAGUGCUUUUUCCUGGCUGGAAUGGGUCUUUGAUCUGCAAUGAGGCCUCUUUGCUUGCCUUGCUGGAAAAAGAUGCACAUGGAAACCUUUAUCUUUUUCACGGCUAGAACGUAGCCCACUGUACAAAGGUAAGAGCCCUUUCAUGCACUUUUGCCUCUGAUCUGCCCCACUAUGAGCUCUCCCUCCUCUGAUCUCUCCCACCAACGUGGCCUCCAAAGGCUUCUGCAUGAUGGAAUCUGGCACUCAGAUGGACAAAGGUCCCUCAACCCUGUGGUGAAACUUUCUAAAUCCUGCCUUUACCAAGUCUCUUUGACCCUUCAAGCAAUGCUUCUUGAAGAAACUACUUUUGCUUGUAUGACCAUCUUACCCAUCAGUCUACCAGUAUUAUUUCCCUAUGUCUGGGAAGAAGUUACAUGCAUUUAUUUUAAUGGUAUGCUCCUAUCUCCUCUAUAGGGUUUCCUGGUCAGGGGCAUCCCAUACCUUGAUUUCAGGGCCAAAUCUGAGGCCUGAGGGCAUGUCCCUGGUCAUCUCAUUAAGCAUGACACAAUCCUAACCAUUAUCUACUGAGAACUAAGUCCUAUGAUGUUCAAUGGGCUAUUAGUAAGGCUUGACUAUGGAUCCUUCACAAACUUAUCCAUAGCUCAUUGUCAACUGCUCUUGAACAGCUGGCUUUAACAAUGCAAUUGGCCAUCAGUACUGCAUGCAUUUAAUUUCCUUCUGACCUCACCCUCCUCAUCAACAUGUAUGCUAUUAUACAGUUUGUUACUUUUUAAGGUACCACAACAUAUUCUUGCAUGUUCAUUAAAAAGCAAAUAAAAUACAUUUAAGAGUCCCAUUUCUCACUUACGUUCAGCUGAUUGCAGCACUACAAGGUUCCAGUGUAGAAGCUGCAAUAAUUAUAAUGUUGUGUGUUCGUGCUGUGAAGUGUUUCCUACUUGACAAGGGCUGCUUUUUGCAGCUUUUCAUUCUGAGCAUUUCCUUUUAUUUUCCAGGUUGGAUGUCUUGGUUUGGGAACAGCAUUGUAAUUUUUGUACUCUAUAGACAGCGGGCUACCCUUCAGCCCACGGACUACUUGACAUUUAACCUAGCUGUAUCUGAUGCCAGUGUGUCUGUCUUUGGUUAUUCCCGAGGGAUCAUUGAAAUCUUCAACGUAUUCAGAGAUGAUGGAUUUCUGAUCACAUCCAUAUGGACUUGUCAGGUAAGAACUAAAUUUCAGUGGUUUGGCCAGUCAUGAAACAUAAAUAUCAUAUAAUCCAUGGCCUAGUACAGACACAAUGCAUUCCCUCCUCACCUCUCCAGAGCAAGUUCAACCACCUUUCUUCCCUUGUCACUUUAAUCAUGGAUUAGUGUUACUUCUACACCAAGGCUAACCAUGUCCUGCAUCUUAUUCAUUAAUUGGAAGGUGGUUUACAAACCCUAGUUAAGUGGUUAGGGCAGAUAUAAUGCCAUACCAGUGCUGCACAACUUGUGAAUCACUAAACCGAAUACCUUUCACCAACUACAUACAAGUAUCCAGCAUUCAGUAAACUUCCCAUUUAUUUUUUUCUCCCUGAUGUGCAAUACAAAAAACGGGAGGAGGGGUCCUCAAGUACUUGGCAGGUCAUGAUACAGUGGAACCUCGGGUUAAGUACUUAAUUCGUUCUGGAGGUCCGUUCUUAACCUGAAACUGUUCUUAACCUGAAGCACCACUUUAGCUAAUGGGGCCUCCUCCUGCAGCUGCGCCGCCGGAGCAUGAUUUCUGUUCUUAUCCUGAAGCAAAGUUCUUAACGCGAGGUAAUAUUUCUGGGUUAGCGGAGUAUGUAACCUGAAGGAUAUGUAUCCUUAGGUACCACUGUAUAUGUCGGUGAGGCUCUGUUGGGUGCACUCUGUGCUAAAUGAAGAUCAAUGCGGGAAAGAGAGGGGUGGAUUUACUCCAGCAUUUACAAGUGCUUCCUUUGGUGGGAAAAAAAAGUUGGAGUUGGUCCAGCUAAAUAAAUAAAUAAAUUUUAAAAGGUGCAAUGAAAAAUCAUUGACAUCUUUGCUCAAAGCUUGGGAGACGAGCGGGAGAUAAUGCAACUUUUGGAUAUCCAGAUGACACUGAUGUUCAGUGGGCCACUGCAGUACCUGAACAUUGGCCUUCAAUUUUCAGUUAUAGGUAGCAUGUAAUCUUUUUUUCCCCAUGGAAAGUUGUCAGUUGGCUGCAAUCCUGUGCACAGUUAGGCUACAAGCCUGCACACAGUUAGGCAGCUUAAAUCCCACUGAUCCCAAAUCAAAUCAAUCAAUCAAUAAAAUAUCCAGUAAGAUUUAGGCAAUUGUAUUGAGUGCAGGUUUGCACUCUCUUUUGUAACUGAGCUGAAUUCAGGAUUACAUUUUCCUUUGGAUUAUUCAUUUUAUAGUUAACUUCUGGCUCCAUUUUGCCCAUAAAAACUGAGGGAUAGUGUUUCUGAGACCAUUUAGCAGGUAAUGGAAAUCCAAAUUGGGCCACGUUUUGGGCAGAGAUGCUGAAACAAAUGCCCCUUUAUUCAAUUUUCAUGCAAAAAUGUUAGUCAAGUGACUGUGUAAAUAUUUUAUUAAAACAAAUGCAUGUCCAUAACAGAGCUUUAAACAGAACAUAUGAGGAACGUUGUCCAUUUUUAAAUUAUAGAAGAAAUGUUUUUGCCAACAUUUCUUAAAAGUGUAGCAUGAGUUAAUUGCCACCUAAUUUGUUGAGAGGUAUGCCAGAUAUAUCAGGUGACAGAAAAAUUAUGUCUUUCUGCUGUCAGUGUUUGUUUGGCUGUCAUUUUGACUAGAACUCUGGCUUCACAAAACAAACUUUUGCCAACAACAACAUUCCAUUUUUAAUUAUUUUUCUAACCUGCAAAGAGGAAACUAAAAUUGUGUUAACAGACUUCAGAACGUGCAGUCACAGUAUGCCAUCAGAUUUCCAUGAAAUGACCAAUACUGAAAUCAUUGGUAAUAUUUUGAAGGAAAAUAAACCACACCAGAAUUUACAAUUUGGCUUUACAUGUACAAUAUGGAAACAUAUUUUUGCCCUUAAUUUAAAAUACCUAAUACUUGAUGUGUGUGAUACUUGGCGAACAAACUUUAUAUACAUAGGAGUGAAAUUCAUUUGUUCAGUGGUUUGGGAAGAGUUCCUAAGCAUUCAUUUCAUCAGACCUUCAUGUAAACAAGAUUGCUAAUUGUGCUUGAAAACUCUAAUAUAAGGAGAUGUUGCUGAGGGUGAGGUGAAACAUGAAUAGUAAGUUUUUGACGAUCAAGGGUUGAAUAAGUGAUUCUACACAAUAGAAUGGUACACAAUAGUGAACCAUAAACACCCAAUGUAGGCUGGGAAACAGGAUGGUGAGCUAAAUAAUAAUAAUAAUAAUAAAUCCCUGAUAGAUCAGCCCAAUGGCCUACUUUCGUACCCUGUUUCCAUGGUGGAAAACCAGAAGCCUAUGGGUAGCCUUCAAUCUGGACAUGAGAGCAAUAGCUCUCUCACACUGCUAUCCCCCAGCAACUGGUAUCCUGGAGGCAGCGUGUUGCCAUCAUGAAUAGUGGCCAUGGAUCGCCUUCUUAUUCUCUAUGAAUGUCUACUUUUCUUCUAGAGCCAUCUAAGUCGAUGGCUGUCACCACAUACUGUGGUAGCAAAUUCCAUUGUUUAAUAAUGAGGUAUGAAGAACUUUGCUGGGUUCAGAUGUUAUGACGAAUAAAAACUUCUCUCUAGCCACACCAUGCAUAAUUCAUUUCUGUACACCUCUAAUUUUAUACAUCUCUAUCACGUGUGUCCUUCCACCUUACUUUCUGAGCUAAAAGUCUCCAAGCAAUGUAAUCUUUUCCAACAAGGGAGUUGCUCCAGGCCCCUGAUCAUCCUGGCUGCACCUUUCCAUCUCUAUAAUAAUCCUGGCUGCACCUUUCCAUCUCUACAAUAAUCCUUUUUGAGAUGUGAUCACUGGAACUGUACCCAUUCUUCAAGUGUUGUCACAUCACAGAUUUGUAUGAAGGCAUUACAAUAUUGGCAGUUUUAUUUUUCCAAUCCCUUUCCUGAUGAUUCCUACCAUGUAAUUUGCCAGUUUCUUAGCUGUCACAGACUAUAUUUUCACUGAGAGAGCCACAACUAUCCAAAGUUCUCUGGUCAGUUACCGCUUAGUGAUUUUUGCUGCAAUGUGCACCUCUUUAACUCUUACUUCCAUUGAACCACAAUUGCCAUUUUAUUGCCCAUAUAUAUCUAGUUUGGAGAAAUCCUUUCAAAGCUCUUUGUAACCCUGUUUUUUGUUUUGUUUUACAAACCCUGAAUAAUUUAAUGCCACCUGCAAACUUGCCACCUCACUGCUCACUGCCUUUGGUCUGAUCUAAGAGGGCUUUUCUUAUGGCACCCUGACAGGAUCUGGCUGGAGAGGCCAGGGCCAUUAAACUCAGUGAGGAAAUUACUUCUGAGUAAACCUGCACAGGAUUAGGCUGCAUGGCUAAAUAUUCCUUCAAAAUGGGAACAGAUUCUCUAUUAGUACUGAGUUCAGAAUAUAGAGCUGGAAAGGAUUCUGUCUGGUACAGAAUAGAGGAAGUACCUACAGGUCCAGUGCUUCUGAGUAUGUUCAGUGUUUUCCCCCAUAAAGGAAAUCAGCUGGUGCUUUGAAAAUGGAUCUCACUAAUGGAUUUAUUUAAAAUAGCAGUGUUAAGACAUGCAAUAGAAAGAGGCCUGUGGUGACAAUAAAUGAAAAGGGGAAAAAAAAGAUUUAGGGAAUAGUGGGGCCUUAAAAUCCACCUACAUCUGCACUGGAUUGUGGCCUAAUUUGUUUACUGCGGCAGGAACGCUCAUGAUUCAAUACAUUCUGUACACCUUAACUACUGUACAGUGAACAGCAAGGAACACUGACUAACAUGCACAUGGAUUUACAAACUGCUGUUCCAGCAACAAGCAUCAAGGAUUAAAUUCCACCUGGGCCAAUAUAAUUCUAGCCAGUUGGCAGCCCAAGAGAGAUGGGGAAGAUAGGAAGGGAGCCAGGACCAUCUGCUGUAGCCAGAGGACUAGGAAUACAUGCGAACAUUUGAGGUUUUAAAAGGCUCUUAAGAUCACCAAAGAGGAUCAGACAGGAGGGCCAGGAGCUCUAGUGUGCAGUACAAGGUUUGUUUCUGCUGCAGUUAGUAAACCGUUGUGGGUUGCUAUGUUUUGCAUUUAGGGGUUGUGGGUUUUUAGUGGAAUUUUAUGCAUUGUUUUUGCCUUGUUUGAUUCUUCUGCAAACUGCUCUGUGGUUUGUGAAAAGACGAUAUACAAAUCAACUAAAUAAAUAUAAACCCAGGAGAAUAAAAAGGUCUUCAUUUGGUGCUGAAAAGACGUUGGAUAAAGUUCCAGAUGAGUCUCCAAGGGGCGGCUAUUCCAUAGCCGAGGUGCUACCACCAAGAAGUCCUUUUCCUCACUUCACUUGGAGGGGAACAUAGACCACAGCCUCUAAGGAGAGCAUGCAUAUAUAAGAGAAGGUAAUCAUUUAGGUUCCAAGAAAUUAAGGGCUCUGUAACCUUUAGACGAGCACUUUAAGUUGAAACCGCGGACAGACUGGGGGCCUAUGGAGCUGAAGAAACAUUGGCAGUGAAAGACAAAGUCCUAGUUAACAGUAUUGUAGCCUACAUUGAACCACCUGCAGUUUCUAGACUUUUUUAAAAAAAGAAAGGCAACACCACCCACAAUGCAUUGCUGUAGUCUAAAUACCAGAGCAUGGGUAACUGUGGCCAGGCUUUCUCUAUCCUGCUGGAUGGUUGCAGCUGGUGUAUCAGCCGAAGUUGAUAGAAGUACUCUAUUUAUCUCCUCAGUCCACCCUGCUAGCAUGCGUCAAAACUGACCCAGCGGUCCUCAAGAAACAGUUCAUUCCCUGGACGUGUUUAACCUUUUGCCUUGGCAGAGGCUGCCAACAUGGAUUAAUUAGUCAUGUCAGCUGCAAGGGAACUGACUGAAACUCAGACUGACUUUUAAAAAAUUCCCCGAAGCAUCAAAAUGCACACAGACUACAAUCCUAAAUGCUCAUACUAGGGAGCAGCCUCACAUAAUAUUGUGGGACUUACAUCUGAGUAAGCAACAUGUUUUAGAGUUGUGCUCACAGUGAUGUUGGUAUUCCACGUAUGUCUCAUCUGGUGAGUCUUCUCAUAUCGUGAGUUACCAAAACACAUUUGUUCAUGAAAGUAGUGUUCCGUGAGCAGCGUUUGGGAUUCUGGUGGACCUUAUCACUCCUAAUAGAGAACUCAGGCGUUGAGCGGCAACAGGACUAUUGCCAAAAAGGAGCCACUGGGAAACAAGAGGGAAGUAUCGUUGGUUGGCAUUCAUAUGUCCUGGGAGACCAUGGAGGAGUGCACCUUUGGAGGUGAAGUCAAACUUUUGGAAGGUUACAGCGCCUGCUGUGGCUGUAGAGACCAAUAUGGGGGAGACAUGUUUUGUUGCAGCUGGGGCUGAGGUAGGUGUCUGCUUGUGCUGCUGCAGAUGCAUCAUGGUGUUUCUUCUCUCUGCCCUCCUCCCAGUGGCCAUUCCUCCUCUGGUCACUGCUAUGGGUACAUGACCUGACUGUCAGUCUCCAGGCGGUCGUCUGCAAGCGGUUCCCACACAGCAGGGUUGAUGUUACCAGGCUCAUGUCAUGUUUGCAGGCAUCUUUGUAGCGCAGAGUUGGUCUGCCAGUGGGCCUCAUUCCUGAAGCCAGCUCCCCAUAGAGCACGUUCCACGUGAUUGAAGAUCUUCAUUGAAAGGUUUCCAAAAGUACAAAUUUCAAUUUUUUUUAUUAUUGUGAAUUAUGUAGGUUCACCUUCAAAUGCAUCAGUUUUCUCCUCCAUAUCUACGUAUAACUCAGGAUAACACUGCAUGGAUGGGACGAAGAGUCUGACCCCUGGAUAAAUAAUAAUCAGUUUUUAAAGUGCCACAGGAACAUUUGUUGGUAUUGCUACAGCAGCCUAACCCGAAUACCCCUCUGGAAAUUGUUAAAUGGAAUGGGCGUUGAGAAUUAGAUUCUCAGACUUAAUUAAGUAGUAGCUGAAGCACAGGUAUUCCUGGGGAUUCAUGCCUAUAUAUAGUUCAUUAUUCCUGACAUUUGUAUAAGAUGGAAAUAAAUAACAACCAAACCAUAGAACUGACAGCCCUUAAGAGCAUUAACAGAUAAAGCAGGUGGUAAAAGUGCUGAGGAGACACGCUGUGUAAGCUCACCUCAGCAUCCUGGUUAAUUAACAAUGGAGUCUCUUGAAAAUAAACUCACGGAGCAAAACCAAAAGCUGAAAGGGUGGAGGGAGCUUUUUCCCUACUAAUAUUUCCUGUUGCCUACUACCGUAUAGGAAAGAUGGUUGUGGGGGGAGAUUCCCUCCCCAAAAAUCUGCUUUACAAAUUCUGAUGUUGUCAGUCUUAAAAUAGAAUAUUUGCUGCUGUGUGACUACCAUGCAUGGAUCUUUCAGUGUCUGAAGGGCCUGGAUUUAUAGUUGCCAGUCAUACUGGAAAGGUAUGGCUAGAGAUAUGCUGGAAGAGGGAGAUCUUCAAAAGCUGCCCAAAAGACAAUAGAGAUGGCAACUGUCUUAACACUUAACAGACAGGAAUUGCUGUGGGUUGAUUCCUUCGCCUCCUGAUAAAAUGGUAUCUGCAGGAUGUCCCCCCCCCCACAAGAACACAGUAAUUGACAGGGUAUAUAAGGGGUGAGGUGAUGUAUCCUGAUCUCAAAAGGUUUAUACACUGACUAGUAGGAGCUCUCUGGGGUUUCAGAUAGGAGUGUAUCCUCUAAAAGGUAAGGACUUCCUAGGGUUAUCAACUUUUAGGGAGAAGUGUUCCUGUGUAUUAAACCUCUGGUGAGCAUACAGGAAUUUAGCAAGUGAAGCUUUUCUCACCCCUUAUAUUCAUACCAGAAAAAACUUCAUCUAUAUUUCUGUGUGUCAGGCUUUUGUUACGUGCACCAGAGUUGGGAGAAUAAAUGAAUUUGCUGUCUGAAGCUGAAGUCCCCAAAAACAUACAUUCCAUAUUUAGCAGCUCAGCCCUGUGCAUGUUUACCAGGAAGUAAUUGCUUUUGAGUUAAACGGGAAUUGCCCUCAAGCAAAGGCACACUGAGAUAUAGAUAUAGGGUUCUCUGGGCAUAUUGCAGUUUAAAAUAUGGGACCCUUCCUUGUGUUCAUGUCUUAGCACGCAAUCAGUGAACAAAAAUUUGUUACUCUCUAAAUUGCCCACAACAGUACUGAUGUAAUUGUGGGAUGGGAAGCAAAACUGACAAUCCGCUAAUAUUUUCUAAUUGGUAAGAAGAGCUGACAGAGUCAAUACUGAGAUUGGCUAAACAUCCUUGAUGUUUAGUAAAGUUGUCAGAGUUAAUUUGCCAGUUUAGAUGCCUGAGUGGUUAUUUUAUUCCACACUUCAGUAAGUAUGGUAACUUCUCAAAAAUCCAACAAAUAAUAUUCCAGUCACCAAUGUAGGUUAUUGGUGUAAUGUUUGAAUAGUCCCCAUUUGUUAAUGGAAUAUUAUUUGUAGGAUUUUUGAGCAGUUAUUGUAUGUAUGGAAGAAGAGAACUACACAGACCAAAUGAGUAAAUAAACUAGUCAAAUAAGCUAAAUAAGUUUUGGGCUUAUGCCCUCCCUCCUCUGUUCAUGCUCAGCACUUAGAAAAUUUUACAGCAAAUGAUAGUUCUUUGCCAUUUAAAGUCAUAGUCUGUUAUUUUCUUCAAACCAUUUGUUGUUGUUCAGUCAUUUAGUCGUGUCCGACUCUUCGUGACCCCAUGGACCAGAGCACGCCAGGCACUUCUGUCUUCCAGUGCCUCCUGCAGUUUAGUCAAACUCAUGCUGGUAGCUUCGAGAACACUAUCCAACCAUCUUGUCCACUGUCGUCCCCUUCUCCUUGUGCCCUCCAUCUUUCCCAACAUCAGGGACUUUUCCAGGGAGUCUUCUCUUUUCAUGAGGUGGCCAAAGAAUUGGAGUCUCAGCUUAACAAUCUGUCCUUCCAGUGAGCACUCAGGGCUGAUUUCCUUAAUUUCUUCAAACCAUAGUUUUCUGUAAACCAAGAAUGAUUGCUGUGGAAGGCAAGAGCCCACAAACACAAUGUUCAUCAAGAAUUGUUCUUGGAACACCAAACCAUGGUUUGGCAUUACCGUAUUUUUCGUCCCAUAGGGCGCUCCGUCCCAUAGGACGCACCUAGUUUUUUGGGGGGGAAAUAAAGGAAAAAAAAUUCCCUUUAUUUCCCCCCCCCCCAAAAGCAGGUCGGGGAAACCGAACAAGGUCGAGGAACAGCGGGAUGGCGGCGCUGCCCUCCCUGCUGUCCCCCGAGCUUGUGGGGCUGGCCGAUGUCUGCCCGGUGCGAGGGGCGCUCUGCUAGCCGCUGCGUGGGGAGCCCUGCGGGGACCGCCUGCAGGGCUCCCCACGCUGCGGAUGUCUGCCCGGCGCGCGGGGCGCUCUGCUUCAGGGCGCCCUGCCCGCCGGGCAGCAGGCUGCUAUCCCCACUGGGGGCCUGCGGACCUGUAGGUUCCCACGCGGAUGCGUCCUGGCGCCUCUGCUUUCAGGGCGCCCGACGCUCCGGGAAGCAGGCUGCUAUCCGCAGCCUAGACAUCCCUGCGGGACCUCCCGCAGGGCUGCCUAGGCUGCGGAUGUCUUCCUGAAGCCUGGAGAGCGAGAGGGGUCGGUGCGCACCGACCCCUCUCGCUCUCCAAGCUUCAGCGAAAGCCUGCAUUCGCCCCAUAGGACGCACCCAGAUUUCCCCUUCAUUUUUGGAGGGGGAAAAGUGCGUCCUAUAGGGCAAAAAAUACAGUAAGUUUUAAUGUGCUCAUUGCAUUAUUUGAAAAUCCCUAUUGAUAAACAAUUGCACACCGUUGUCAAGCUGCUGUUAAAACCACAAGAAUAGGGGUAAUGAAAUAGUACGCAACUCCAAGAACAUGUAAAUCCAAAUGGACAGCAGGACAACAAUAACACAAUGCAAUAAAAACCAGAUAUAAAGUAUCCUAAAAAUGAAAACAAACCAUACUAAAACUAAGAGACAGAAACUGAAAACCAAAUAUAUGUAGUCGCUUUCUAAUCAUUGGGGAAAGAAUCAUGUCUAAACCUUGUGCCCAAAGGACUAUAAAGUCAAUGCCAGUCCGUCAGAGCACCACCACAGUAAAGGUCUUUUCCUAGCAUAAGACACUUCAACAAGUGACAGUUCUUAGAGAAGACCUUACUGCAAGGGCAGGAUAGUAUGGGAGAAGGCAGGGCAUGCAGGGCUCUAUUUAGAACCUUAAAGGUAGGCAGCAGCACUUUGAAGUGUCACCUGAAGUGAAUGGGCAGUCAUUGAAAUACUCGUAAGAAGUUCUAUAAUUACCCACAUGACAGAAGUCUGGCAGCAGAAUUCUGAACUAAAUUCUGAAACUUCUGAGUUAUCUUUACGAGCAGCUCCAUGUAUACAGUUGUCCAACCGGGAGAUUGGCAGACAAGUGUGGAUCAUUGUAGCUAAGCUAUUUUAGCGGGUGAAUCGUUCCCUGGCAUAGGGAGUUUCAGCUGCUCGAUUUCUGCUUAGUUCUUUUGGCUACAGUCCACCCACAGUUAAGCACUUUGCAAGCCCCACUGACUUAACUGAGCCUCUUCCACUGAAAUCAAUGGCAUACUUCGAUUGACUGCUUCAUAGUCUUUCUCUGUACAGAAUGUUAAAUGCACUUUUAUUCUUUAUUUUGCGUUUCAGUAAUUCAGGAGCUUAGGAGUGUGUGUCUAAAGCAUGUGUUUGCUUGUUCAUUUAAUGUACUCCUCAACCACAUGAUUUAUCCCUGGUUUUCAGAUACCUACAUGUUCACUGAUCAUAUGGAUGAUAACUCUCCCUGACAUUCAAUAUUUCACUGAUAUCUAAAAUGCUUGUAUGCCCUAAAGAACAUAUGAGCUCACUGGCACCAUCCCAAUAUUUGUUAUUGCUCCUGGCAUUCUGAAACUUAGAUGUGGGAACAACCCUAUUACUAUUUGUUUUUCCAGGUUGAUGGAUUUCUGACACUGCUGUUUGGCCUUGCUAGCAUUAACACACUCACAGUGAUUAGCGUGACUCGCUAUAUAAAAGGAUGUCAUCCAGACAGAGGUAAGGUAUUUUGGACAACACAAACUGCAUGGCUUUGUGUUAUUAAGGCUUGAUAUCCUGUCUCACAGGUAUUCCUUUCUUACAACAGGCCAAACUUGCCCUAAUUUAAAUGUUUUUAAAAGAAAACUGGGUUAUUCCCUCCACCUUGAUUCUAGAGAAUCUCUUAUAGACAUAUUGUUCUAAUUUGACUGUAACAAUAAACCAUGGUUUAUCAUUAAGGUAGCAAGCAAGUGAACCUUAAACUUGUGCACACUCACUUGCCAUUUUCUCCUUUAUCAGGGCCAGGAGUAGUUCAGAAGUUUUUUGCUUCCACUCAAGACUAAUCACAGUUAAGCCUUGUGUCCAAACCUGGACAAAAUGCAGUUAGUCUUAACUAUAGUUUAUGAAGCUUUCUUGUUUCAACUGACCAUUGUAAAGAUUAACCACAGUUUACGGUUCUGGCAACACUGCUAAUCUGUGGUUCAUUAAAUCUGCAGCAAAACCUCCCAACCUAAGGCCUGCAAUCCCAAUAUUUCCAUCAAGGGUAGGGAAUCUACAAGGAUUCCUGGUUGCACAAAUGUAUCCAUGCCAUUUUUCUUUAUUAUGACUGUGUGCCUUAAGUGUACAAUAGCAAAAUGAGUUAAGCACCAAAUUUCUGCUGUGUAUUUCAGGGCAUUGUAUCAACAAUAGCAACAUCAAUGUGGCCCUUUUUCUUAUAUGGAUAGCAGCUUUCUUCUGGUCAGUAGCUCCAGUCCUGGGAUGGGGCAGUUACACAGGUAAUUAAUUUCUCUCUAGGAGAAGGUCUUUGUGGGAAUUUCUCUCUAAAGUAUGUGUGGGAAUCUGGAAACACAACAACCAAUAUCUACAAUGAGCAAUUUAAAUAAAGUAUUAUUUUUACACUAUUUUAGUCUAACAGUGCUGGAAUCUAGGUCAGUUUUCUAGAUCUAAGCAUUCUAGACGUAGGCAUCACCAUUUUACAAUUUAGACUGCAACCCUUUAUGCACUUUCCUGAGUGUAAGCCCUAUUUUCCUUACUUCUGAGUCCAAUAGACAUAUUUAGGAUUGCAUCACUAAUCUUAAUUUUUUUAGUCUUCAAAAUCCCAAACUAAAUCUCACUGGAAGAGUCACACAUCUAUCCUGAAAAUCCAUAUGGAUUUUUAAAAUUCUAACUUAGCAUUUUGCAUUGCUCAGUGGGAACUAUUUCAAAGGAACUCCUGUUGGUGGGGGGAUCACUUUGUCAGCAUAGGAGCACUGUAGCACUACUGUGAUUGUGCCAGUAGCGUAGUGUGGGUUGUCAGCACCCGGGGCAAGGCAAGUAAUUUGCGCCCCCUAACCCGUGAGAGAGAGUGAGUGAGCCAGGUAGGGGCAGAGAGCUGCGAGUGCGAGUGCGCCCCCCACCAGAUGUUGCACCCGGUGCGGCCGGCCCCCCCUGCACCCCCCACGCUACGCCACUGGAUUGUGCAUCUUUCAUGCCUCACCCACUCAAGAAGAACUAUCUCCAAAGGAGGCUGGGAAGCUCUUUCCUUGUGCAUUUUUACACCCCCACAACAGUGUAUGGCUGUUUUGUUAUUGCCACUUUUGGUGGUGGUGCAACCAAACCCAUUGCCAUUUCUGUGCUAAAAAGGGCAGGUUGCAGGUGGUUGCUUAUUAAAGGUAAAGGUAAAGGUACCCCUGACAGUUAAGUCCAGUUGCAGACAACUCUGGGGUUGCACGCUCAUCUCGCUCUAUAGGCCGAGGGAGCCAGCGUUUGUCCGCAGACAGCUUCCAGGUCAUGUGGCCAGCACGACUAAGCAGCUUCUGGCAAACCAGAGCAGCACACGGAAAUGCCAUUUACCAUCCUGCCGGAGCAGUACCUAUUUAUCUACUUGCACUUUGACGUGCUUUCAAACUGCUAUGUGGGCAGGAGCAGGGACCGAACAACAGGAAUUCACUCCGUCGCGGGGAUUCAAACCGCCGACCUUCUGAUCGGCAAGCCCUAGGCUCUGUGGUUUAGACCACAGCGCCACCCGCGUCCCUAAGUAAUAAGUGGUUGCUUAUUACUCUGGUGGAAAGCUAAACUAAAGUGAAGAUUACAGCAAUAACUCUGCUGUAAUUUUUGGACUUCAUUAAGACAUUUCAAUUUUCUUUUCCACCUGGAAUUCUAAAGAGAAAUUAAUCUUGAUGAAUUUUAAAACUGGUAAAUCGCAGCAAGCUUUUUUUAAAAAACAACAACGAAUGACUAACCAAGUUAUUUUGCUUCCUAGAUCGCAUGUAUGGAACAUGUGAAAUAGACUGGGCAAAAGCUAACUUCUCAACCAUCUACAAGUCUUAUAUAGUGUCCAUUUUCAUCUGCUGUUUCUUCCUGCCUGUGUCUGUCAUGGUUUUCGCUUAUGUGUCCAUCAUCAAUACUGUCAAGUCGAGCCAUGCAUUAAGCGGAGCAGGUGACCCAACUGAUAGACAGAGGCGAAUGGAACGAAGCGUCACAAGGGUCAGUCUGGGCUUUUCUUUAGUCUGCAUUGGGUGGAGAAACUUUUAAAAGCCAUGGGCUGCAUUUCCUUCAGAGAAGUAGUCAGAGCAGCAUACAAGGGGUGGGUGGAAUUGAGGCCAGUGGUGGAUGGAGCUAAAGUCAAAAGUGGGACGGAUACUCCUUUUCUCUCUCUGCCACCCCCUUUCCUCUCAAACACACAUGCACACAGUGUGGCUGAAUACAAACCAUGCAUUUAAAGCACGUGACUUCCCCCAAAAGAAUCCUGAAACUGUAAUUUGUUGAGGGUGCUGGGAAAUGCAGCGCUUGUGAGGGGCAAACUAAAUUUUCUAAUAUAAAACACUUGUAAAGCUUAGACAACCUUAAAAUGUGAGGUAGCUAAGAGACAGAUAAUUCUAGAGGAUUGAAACCUAUUUAUUAGGUCUGUGGGCCAAUGAGACACUUGGAAAUACGAUCCAAGUCUCCCAGUUUUCCAGGACCACCUUCUUUACAGGGAUCCCUUGGGCAAGAAAGUGGAAACAGGCAAGUCUUGUUUUCUCUCCUCUAGGUCUCCAUAGUCAUUUGCACAGCCUUUAUCACAGCCUGGUCCCCAUACGCGGUCAUCUCCAUGUGGUCUGCCUAUGGUUACUCUGUGCCCAAUUUAACCAGCAUCCUCGCCAGCCUUUUUGCGAAAUCUGCCAGCUUCUACAACCCCAUCAUCUACUUUGGAAUGAGCUCCAAAUUCCGGAAGGACAUCCUCAUCUUGCUGCACUGUGCCAAAGAGAUCAAGGACCCCGUGAAGCUCAAGCGGUUCAAGAACCUCAAACAGAAACAGGAGAACUCGCCUUCUCAGAGAGAGGAGAAAUACGCGCCAGAAGUUCAUCCUGCACUGAGUCCUGAUUCUGGUGUGGGGAGUCGUUCUAACACCCCGCCUCCUGUCAACAGGGAGGUGUAUCUUGGUGCUUUUGAUACCCCGUCCAACAACCCUGAUAUCGAAUGCGACAGGCUGUGACCCGGCUGUUCAAAAUGUGCAGCCAGUGAACACAACCCAUAGGAUAAUGCUGCCCCAAUUUCUUUCACCCCUGCCCUUUCCUCUAGCACUUAACAUGACAUACCAGCUCGACUUCCAGUGAAGCAGGACACAUAAAACCAGCACUAAAAGCAUGUGCGGUACACAGGGGAGACUCCUAAAAAUUGCUGAGUGACUGAUUAAAUAUAAAGGUGAGCAGCACAUCUAGCCUGAGCAGGGAUUUGUUUCCCCCCCUGCAGCUGCAAAUGAAAGACGUUUUUGUGGGGAAAUCCAUUCACUGGCAUGUAAAAAAAGAAAAACAAAAUCACCAAUAUUUUCUCCACCUAAAUAAUAUAAUUCAGAAGUUACGUAUCUUUUGGGCUGGUUUUAUUUCUUGCUUAAAAUCCUGGCUUUAUUCACUUUGCUUGCAGUCUUCACAACAGUGCAUUUACUCAGGGGCCGGUCAGGAAAUAGCACUGCAAUGCUGCUUCACAGUCAGCCACCAGAGGGUGGAUAGUCUUUUAACGUACUCCCUGUGGGAGACUAAACAUUUCAGAUCCCAGGUGCUGCCUACUGGAGAGCAGUUAUGAGAACCAAAACCCUUGUUCUUAAGUCUGAAGGCUGCCGCUGAGCCACUAGAGCCGAAGUCCUGAGUCCUUAAUCGCAGGUGCAGUUAGGUCAUUUUAGACUCCGGACUUAACGGUCUUAUGGAGGAAAGCCCUCUUUAGAUGCAUCAAUUCACUUACUUCCGAACACUGCCUGCCAGUGGGGAGAAGGGGCCUUCCUGUUCCUCUUCUGAAUGGGGCCCUUGGACUUCUUUCCCCAAAGCCCCACUUUGACAGAAACUCAGGCCACAGGUGAGAUCUAAUAAACUGCCCUGCAUGCCAUAUUGACGACCCGGUGCUUUUCAUGCCUGUUGCUAUUGCUACCAUGUUUUCCCGCCUGAAUUAAGAAGUACAAAUGACACCUUUGCCCUGCUAAUUUUGGGUAAUAUGUAGAGGCGGCAGAUCGAGGCGAGGAAACGGCAUCCCUCUUUGUCCUCAGAAGCAGCUUCACCUAGCUUUACUGAUUUAUGAUUAUAUCCAUAUACCGCCACUUAAAAAAAAAUCACAGCAGUUUACAACCAUUGUACAUAAAACCAUAUAAUACAAACCAUUAUUCUAUUUAAAAAAGACAAAUCAAAGAUCAACUAACUACCGCAGAAGGUUUUUUUCUUAAUUGCCAACACCAGCUUCAUGGCAAAACCACAACAGAUCAAACCAAACCAAGAAAUGAGUUUAAUAGGUAGCAGGAAGGUAUGUACCUUGUUUUGUCUUAAAUAAUUGCAGGUGCAGAAGAACCUAAUUCUUACUGGGAAGACAUACUUCUUUCUUUAAACAAGGCUCCAAAAUACAUGGGAGUGGGGAGACUCUUAUGAUAAUUGGUGGGAGGCCGGCGACAUCCAUGGGUUGCCAUCCCAGUAAGAAUGAGGCUCCUUUAUAAACAUUUGAGGAAUAGCAAGUUAUGCAGCUGCAUGCUAUGUCCCUAUUUUGGCCCUCAUAGAAUUAUCUUCUCCCUAAACCUUCUGCCAACCAGGACAAGACCCUAAUAUUAAUAAAAGAGAGAGAUUGGGAUUUGUAUUGUUUAUCUCUCCACAGAAAAGGGGGGUGUUGUUCAUGCAGGGGGGAAGAAAAUCCCCAGCAAAACCCUAAUAGGCAUACUUUAUUUUUUGUGAAGUAAACAGAAAUUUCACAGGAGAGGUCUUAUAUUUAUACAAAGGUGCUAAGGCUAAGUAGGAACUGCUGUUGUAGUUAGCAGUAAGUCUGGGGCAUACAAAUUUUGGGGGAUACCUAGGGUCUCUCUAUGAUCAGCAUUUGAGGGGUUUACUUGCCCUUCUAUCAGAGAGCCCUUAAAAUGCCAGUGAUGAGACCAGGAGCUGCAGUCAUGCGCCAUGAAAAGCACACUGCUUCACUAUAUAAAGAGAGAGAAAGAGAGCUCUUUGUGUUUUUAAAAUGAUUUGGCAUGGAUUUCAGGCCCUGGUGCAGCAUUUUCAACAUGGAUAUGAACAACUUUCUUUCUCAUUUGGCUUUUUAUACAAAGACUGCCAUGACAACAGCACAGUAUCCAUGAGUGGGCACAUGUGAUAAAGAUCUGUGCUCUGGAAUAUUCUUUUUUCAUGCACCCAUAGAAUCAUAUUUGUACAUUUGGCCACCAAAUGUGGUGUGUGUGUGUGGGGGGUCAUUAUCAUUUUUAAAACUUGUGGAAUUUUACACUCACUGGCAUGAAGGGAGGGGGCGGGGGAGAGCCUAAUGUGUCUUUGCAAAAGCUACAUUUUCUAUUUGUAUUCCUUGGGAUGGUUACAAAAAAACCUUCCUUUCCUCCCUCAGCAUGUUUGUUUUGAGAUUAUCAUCUCUAAUUUCAAUUUUAAAACAAAUAAACUUUAUAAGC